Molecule: messenger RNA, 633 nt
Organism: Auanema sp. JU1783
Lineage: Eukaryota; Metazoa; Nematoda; Chromadorea; Rhabditida; Rhabditidae
Source: the annotation of a GenBank genome assembly
AUGGAAUGGAGCUUAACUUCAACCAGUAAAGAUUUACUUAAAACUUUUAUCGAAAAAUUGGAUUCCGCUCGAAGCAGUAAAAUAGAAACUUUACUAAAGCGAGAUUCUUUAUCAAUGGAGGAUAUGAAUUUGAUAAAGGAUAAUAUUGGAAACGAUGUUCCAUUGUUUGUGUUGUUCAACAUGCUACCUACGAGUUGUACUAAGAAGGAAUACACGGCGUCAAAGGAGUUCAGAGUGUUGACUGAGAAGUUACGCAGAAAACAAGAGAAUAUGCAGUACAGAAAAUUAGUUGAAUCGGUAGAUUCAACGCAGCAAUACGGACAAGUUCACCAUAUCCAAAGUUUUGGAGCAGAGCUUAAAGCUGUUAAUCGUCAGUUGAUUUCCGUGUUCAAUGUACUUAUUACAGUUGUUGGUUCUUUCUUCUUCGGUUUCUCGGGUGUUACCUAUGCUUACCCUCACCUGAAUCUUGAUUUGGCCACGAGGUUCUUGAUUGGAUUAGUCUUAGCAACUAUAGUUUUCUUCGCCGAUUUGUACUUCGUUAUUAAAUCAAUGGAAGAACCUGAUGAAGCCAGAGAGGCCUACGAGGAGUCCCAUGCUCUGAAUUUCAAAGGAAAAGUCAAAAAAGACUCCUAA